Nanorana parkeri is the source of this 1318-nucleotide messenger RNA. Its product is annotated as pyroglutamylated RFamide peptide receptor-like. Gene Ontology annotation, biological process: G protein-coupled receptor signaling pathway. The coding region runs from base 1 to 1287 and encodes 428 amino acids. Lineage: Eukaryota; Metazoa; Chordata; Amphibia; Anura; Dicroglossidae. Gene Ontology annotation, molecular function: peptide binding; neuropeptide Y receptor activity. Gene Ontology annotation, cellular component: membrane. The record is from RefSeq and is a predicted model, not a curated record. The transcript has 6 exons.
AUGGACAGAAGACUCAAUAUCACUCCGGAAACCUUCAACCAGCUGCUAAAAGAACACAAUAUGAGCAGGCUGGAGUUCAUUGCAGCCUAUGGACUCAAGCCCUUGGUUUACAUCCCAGAGCUACCCCUCAAUGCCAAGGUCAUCUUUCUGGUUCUUUAUAUUAUUAUCUUCAUCUUGGCUUUGUUUGGCAAUAGCCUUGUGGUCUAUAUCAUUAUCAGGAAGAAGGCAAUGAGAACAGCCACUAAUAUCUUCAUCUGUUCUCUGGCUUGCAGUGACUUGCUAGUAACUUUCUUUUGUAUCCCUUUCACUUUGCUGCAGAAUAUUUCAUCUGAGUGGCUGGGAGGACCUUUUGUCUGUAAGAUGGUUCCUUUUAUUCAAACGACAGCGGUUGUGGCCAGCACAUUAACAAUGACCUGCAUUGCAGUGGAAAGGUACCAAGGAAUAGUCCAUCCACUGAAAAUGAAGAGGCAGUAUACCAACAGGAGGGCCUACAAAAUGCUUGGGUUUGUGUGGACAAUCGCUAUUGUAGUAGGAUCUCCAAUGCUUCAUGUGCAAACAUUAGAGGUGAAAUACGACUUGUUGUAUAACUUGUAUCAUGUGUGUUGCCUGGAGUCCUGGAGCAAUGCUGGACUGCGCCAAGCCUAUGCCAUCUUCAUCCUGGUGGCCCUGUUCCUGGUACCACUUGCUGCCAUGCUUCUCCUGUACACCCGUAUCGGGUACGAGCUGUGGAUUAAAAAGCGCAUUGGAGACUGCUCAGUGCUGAACACUUUAAGCCGUAAUGAAAUGGCAAAGAUCACCAGGAAGAAGAAACGAGCUGUAAUGAUGAUGGUGAUUGUCGUGCUUUUCUUCACGGCUUGCUGGGCUCCCUUCCAUGUGGUCCACAUAUUAUUUGAAUACAAUGACCUGGAAGAGGAAUACGAUGAUGUAACAGUAAAAAUGAUUGUGGCCAUUGUACAAGCUGUUGGAUUUUUUAACUCAUUCAACAACCCAGUGGUCUACACUUUCAUGAAUGAAAACUUUAAGAAAAGCCUGGUGGCUGUGCUUUUCUGUCACUUCAGAGUUCAAGAACAAGCUGAGAAACGGGACUGUAAUAAUCUGGAGAAGCCCAAGGUUGGGACAUCCAACUUUACUCAUAGAAGAGAAGGACGUAGCCCUCACAGUCAACUCAGUGCAGAGAACUUGGAGCUCCGUCUAUGUGAGCAAUUUCCAGCUGCCAAACUGGAAUCUGUCACCUACCCUUUGGUGAGCUCUCAUAAAGACCUUUUACCCAACGGACAGUCUGCAUAAUCACUGCUGAACGGUCUUUCGUCAAUGGAAG